Vanrija pseudolonga is the source of this 1566-nucleotide messenger RNA. RefSeq names its product tRNA-specific 2-thiouridylase MnmA. Lineage: Eukaryota; Fungi; Basidiomycota; Tremellomycetes; Trichosporonales; Trichosporonaceae. Gene Ontology annotation, cellular component: mitochondrion. The record is from RefSeq and is a predicted model, not a curated record. Gene Ontology annotation, molecular function: sulfurtransferase activity. Bases 43 to 1533 code for a protein of 496 amino acids. Gene Ontology annotation, biological process: tRNA wobble position uridine thiolation. The transcript is spliced from 9 exons.
CUCGUCGCCAGCCCACGGCAGCUGCAGAGAGAGAGAGAGACCAUGGCCACUCUCACACCUAUACCCUCGAGUCUAAGACUAGCUGCCCUGGCUGCAUGCAGACAGCAACGACAGGUGGCACACCAAGCGACGGCGCAGUGGCCGAGACACUACACCCUGGCUUUCCCAUCUCGUCGUCGACCACCACCACCACCACUACGACACGACCGCUCACGGCAACUGUCAACCUCCACCGCCUCCUCUGCCGCCACAGUCACCGCCGCAGACGGCCUGCAAGACAUCAAGCUGCCCACCCUCGAUGACUUGUAUCUCAAGGAAGGCGACAAUGUUGUAGUCGCCAUGUCUGGUGGAGUGGACUCGUCCCUCACUCUACGUCUCUUGGCAAACCUCCCCCUGAAACUGACGGUGCUGUUCAUGCGCAACUGGGACCCUCUGCUCUCUGAAGAAGCCGCCGCCGACGACAGAGGCGACACACAUGAUACCACGCUAUCAUACUCUUCUCGGGAUGCAGGGUCGUCCUCGCGCGUGCCCAACCUGUCGCCCUGCGCAUGGGAGCGUGACUGGGCAGACGUCAAGCGUGUAUGUGCGCACGUCGGCAUACCCGAACAGGAUAUUAGCCUACUAGAUCUGUCCAAAGAAUACUGGAGCAGAGUGUUCGAGCCGGCCGUCGCUGUCUGGGAGGCAGGGCAGACGCCAAAUCCUGACGUCGCAUGCAACCGGGAGAUCAAGUUUGGUGCCUUGAUGCAGCACAUUCAGCCAGGGCACUAUCUUGCGACUGGUAAGUGGCGCCGUCUCAGCCACUAUGCCCGUGUCGUGCGCUCCCCUGCGGGCGACGCCACACUGCACCGCGCAAUCGACAGCAACAAGGACCAAACAUACUACCUCAGUCAGGUCCCGCGCGACCAGCUAGCCAAGGCUGUGUUUCCUCUAGCGGGCAUUCCAAAGCCAAGCGUCAGAGACCUCGCCGCACACUUUGCGCUUCCCACAGCCGACCGGGAGGAGAGCAUGGGAGUGUGCUUCAUUGGCGAGCGUGGCCAUUUCGGCGACUUUGUGUCGCAAUACACUUCGCCGCCGUCGAGCACCGGCUACCUCGUCGACACGGCAGGGAAGCGAUUUGGGGUCCACCGAGGCAGCCACUACUACACGAUAGGGCAGCGGGCGCGGGUCGGGGGUAUGGACGGACGCUGGUAUGUGGCGCAGAAGGGGGUCGGCGAGAGUGGCAACGACAUCUUGCUUGUGCACGGAGGUGAUCACCCUGCGCUGCAGUGCAAGGAGCUCGCAUGUGGCGAGUUCAACUGGAUUGCAGGCGCUCCUCCGCCAGAGCUGGAGGAUGGCGGUGUCCUCGACGCAAUGGUGCAGGUCCGCCAUCGCAUGUCGGCCGUCAAGGCGCAGGUCGAACUCGUUGACGGGCGUGUGCAUAUCACGUUCGACGAUACUGUGGUCGGCGUCGCGCCGGGACAGAUUGCGGGCGUGUGGAAGGACGACCAAUGCCUCGGGAGCGGGCUGAUCGCUACCACGAGGUGCUUGGAGUAGAACUGUACCAUCUUCAUCACCACUCAUUGUACA